AUGGCGCCUGAUCCUAGCCUUGCCUAUAUACCUAAAAACCAAGCGGGGAUUGUGCUCAUUCCGAGCACUCGCGCAUGGCAGUGGCCCCGAGUGGCUCAUGAGUCGCAGUUCGAAAGUUAUAUGCUUGAGACCGAGACGACCAAGUACCUGAAAAGUGCGACCUCUGCGGCGGCAUUACGUGGUCAUUCCUAG
Messenger RNA from Parastagonospora nodorum SN15, 192 nucleotides. RefSeq lists its product as hypothetical. NCBI's taxonomy places the organism in Eukaryota, Fungi, Ascomycota, Dothideomycetes, Pleosporales, Phaeosphaeriaceae. The record is from RefSeq and is a predicted model, not a curated record. Bases 1 to 192 code for a protein of 63 amino acids. The transcript has 2 exons.